Molecule: messenger RNA, 651 nt
Organism: Arabidopsis lyrata subsp. lyrata
Lineage: Eukaryota; Viridiplantae; Streptophyta; Magnoliopsida; Brassicales; Brassicaceae
Product: polyadenylation factor subunit 2
Exons: 1
Coding region: 15-527 (170 amino acids)
Source: RefSeq, a predicted model, not a curated record
UUCUGUAACUCAUCAUGUUGUCUCUUGGAGCUUCUCUCUCUAUUCCUCUUAUUACCUUUUAUCUAUCAUUUCUCAACUGUGUCAAUCUAAACUCAGCUUUGGAUUCAAACACUGGUUUUUGCACUCCUUACCCAUGUAACCAACCGCCUCAACCGCCUUCCUCUACAGACUAUUCUCCAUAUGGCAAUCCUCCUCCACCGUCUCCACAGUCUCCACAGUCUUCACCGCCUCCACCGUCUUCACAGUCUUCACCACCUUCACCGCCACGUUCUCGCUGCCCUCCUGUUCCGACGACAGGCUGUUGCAACCAACCACCACCUUCGACGAUGUAUUCUCCUCCGUAUCCUUACUUUUAUACUCCUCCUUAUCCUUACGGUGCUAUCGGCGGAGGGGGACAAGGCGGUGGCGGUCAAGGAGGAGGAGAAGCCGGAGGUGGUACAACCGGUUCAGCGGUGGCUUACUAUUCCUCUUCCAUGCCCGUACAUCUCUUGAUGCUUGUGUUAGCUAAUGCUUUUAUUCUCUUUUAGGGCAUACAUAGUUUUUAGAUAAAUAUCAAAGUCUUAUCAAAAAGUCACCUUCUUCUGUUAUUAGCUCAAAAUUUUUGUUUAUAAUUCCAAAGUAAAUUCUAAUAAAAUGAACUUUAUAUUUUCA